AUGGCUGGAUUACAGAGAUCCACGACGUCGUUUCGGAGACAGGGUUCAUCAGGACUUGUAUGGGACGACAAAAUAUUGACAGCUUCAGGUGAAUUGAUUCAGCUGGGCCGCUUUCCAAAAGAAGAAAGUAGUACUAAAACUGACAGAGAAGAGAAAGAAGACCCAAUUAGAGGAGCAAAACCCAAAUUAGAGGUGUCGGUGGCUGUGAAUAAGGCUUCAUCGGAAACACCUGGAUCCAUUGAAAGGAGCCGAUCUAACCGCGGUUUCCGAACCGGUAAGGUGUCGCCGGCAAUAGAGCCGCCGUCUCCUAAAGUAUCUGCAUGUGGAUUCUGUAGCGCUUUUGGGAAGAAUGAAAAAUCUAACCGACGACCCAAAUCCGGUUCUGCAAUGGACAGUGUCUUAGCUGCCUUGCUUUUCUUGGUUGUGCAUAAGCUUUAG
This is a messenger RNA of Nicotiana tabacum (common tobacco), 438 nucleotides long. Lineage: Eukaryota; Viridiplantae; Streptophyta; Magnoliopsida; Solanales; Solanaceae. The record is from RefSeq and is a predicted model, not a curated record.